Molecule: messenger RNA, 4949 nt
Organism: Nymphaea colorata (pocket water lily)
Lineage: Eukaryota; Viridiplantae; Streptophyta; Magnoliopsida; Nymphaeales; Nymphaeaceae
Product: disease resistance protein RPV1-like
Exons: 5
Coding region: 629-4723 (1364 amino acids)
Biological process (GO): signal transduction; defense response
Molecular function (GO): ADP binding; protein binding
Source: RefSeq, a predicted model, not a curated record
AUGAAGAAACAGGGACUUUCAGUGGUCAGUACCGAGCGGCGUCCUGAGGAAGGCACUUGGCAGCUCCAUCUGAACCUUCCGACAAACAUCCAGCGGAAGAGCCGCCUCCACCUCUUCCUCUCAAUAUUUUCCUGCAUAACAUCGUGUUCCUUCAGAUAUGAAGAUCGAGAAUGAGUGGCCUCCCAAAAUAUUUUUGAGGCUAAGCCACUGCUUCCUUCCCAAAAAUCUCAAGCCUCCUUCACCUUCGAAAGCAGGAAAACUUCCUUUCCUGUCAGAUACUUGGAAGAUCUGGAGCGUUGCAUCUCUCCAACACACUCAUUGACAACCCAAUUACCUCAUGCGUAUCUCUUCUGUCUUGGUUGUCUUCCUCAUCCGAACGAGCAUCAGUCCCAAGUGUUGGACCGAGAGGCCAAGGAGAAGCAGCUGAGGGAAGGAGGACAGGAAAAGCAGGUGCUGAACAGACGCAGAAAGGCGAGGCGAGCAUGUGCUGGCCAAGUGAAUACCAAAGCGCUAGCUAAAGGUGAUCGAUGGUAUGACAUCGCCUAAGAGGAGACGCCAGACGAAUUAAUACUGUUGAUUUCUCUGUUUCCACUUCACUUUUUGGCAUUGUGGAGCCAGUUUAAGAGUUAUGAAAAGAUCAAGCUUACCCCGAUAUUCCGACCAGUCGGAUUAUGAGGAUGAUGAAGCUGCACCUUCUCCAUCGUCUCCACCACCAGUGGGGGAAGAUGAUUUUCAGUAUGAUGUGUUUCUCAGCUUCAGGGGACCAGACACUCGCAACGGCUUCACCGGCCAUCUCCAUCAUGCAAUGCAAGACAAGGGCAUCCACACUUUCAUCGAUAGCCAAGAGUUGGAGAAGGGACAGAAGGUGAAGGAACUAUUUAGGUACAUAGAGACAUCCAAAAUAUUUGUGCCCAUCUUCUCCAAAGGUUAUGCCGAUUCAGAGUGGUGUUUGAAAGAAAUAACCAAGAUGGUGGAGUGCAAGAGGCUCAUCAUACCAGUCUUCUUUGAUGUGGAACCAAGAGACGUUCGUGGUCAAUCUGGCCCUUUUGAACCAGCAUUCACAAGAUAUGGUAAAAAUGAUAUAACAAACAAGGAGGAGGUGAGGAAAUGGAGAAAUGCUUUGACAGAAGUAGGGGAAGUCUCAGGGUAUACCUUGGCAAAUGGUUGUGUAGACGAGGCAACUGAGAUAAAAAAAAUUGUGACGAGGAUUUUGACUGAAGUGAACAACGCCCCUCUAUUUAUUGGAGAUACACAUCUAAUAGGUCUAGAUUCUCGAAUUGCAGAGUUGGUGGAGGUGCUGGAGCUUGAAUCUCAGAAUGAUGUCAAAAUGGUUGGGAUCCAUGGAAUGGGUGGGAUCGGCAAGACGACUCUUGUCAGGGCUGUCUAUAACCAACUCUUUCUGCAUUUUGAUGCUUGUAGCUUCAUUUCAGACGUUAGAGAAGCAGCAAAACAGUCCAAACUGGUUUCCCUCCAAGAACAGCUGCUUCGUGAUGUUCUCAAGGUUGAAAAUGUGAAAGUAAAUAACAAAGAUCAUGGAACCAGCAUGAUCAUGCAUCGAAUUAAGCAUAAGAAGGUUCUGCUAGUUCUUGACGACGUUGAUAGCGAAUCACAGCUCGAAGCAUUGGUCGGCAGCGUGGAUCAGUUUUGUCAUGGGUCAAGAAUCAUCAUUACUACUAGAGAUAUGCAGGUGUUGAUUGAGCCACCAACACUAAGAGUGAAAGAUGUGUACGAGAUUAAGGAGCUCGAUUCUGCUCAAUCGCUUCAGCUUUUCAGUUGGCAUGCAUUUGGGAAAGAGGAGCCACCGGCUGAAUUUGCAAAGUUAUCAAAGGAAGUUGCAGCUACUGUUGCUGGGCUGCCACUAGCCCUCAAAAUAUUUGGUAGACAUUUCUUGUGCCAGAAAACAAACAAACUGGGAGAAGACAUGCUGAAAAAGUUGAAGAAAGAUCAACACAAAGAUAUUCAUGAGAGGUUGAAGAUAAGUUUUGAUGCCCUUGAAAAAGAAGAAAAAAGUAUAUUUUUGGACAUAGCAUGCUUCUUUAUCGGUCAAAAAAGAAGUUUUGCUACUUUCAUGUGGAAAGAACGCUAUUUCCACCCAGACCUAACAAUCGAGGUCUUAAUUCACAAGUGUCUGGUCAAUAUAAAUGAACAUACAGGAGUGUUUGAAAUGCAUGACCAUAUUCGAGACAUGGGAAGAAAAAUUGUGGAAGAUGAAAGCCCAAAUCCAGAAAACCGUAGCAGGUUGUGGCAAAAAGAUGACAUACUAAAAGUACUGCGAGAAAAGAAGCAGGGAACAGAAAAAAUUGAAGCCAUCAAUCUCUCUUGUGAACGGGAUUAUCCAACACUAUGCGUGAACGCAAAGUCUUUUGCUGGAAUGUCUCAGCUUAAAAUGCUUCAGCUGUGGAACGUGAGAUUGAAAGGUAAAUAUAGAGAUUUUCCUCGGACGCUCAGAUGGUUGCGUUGGAAUUCACAGGACUUGGGUAGGCUUCCUAGCAAGCUUUCUCUUGAGAAUAUUGUGGUUCUCGACUUAUGUUGGUGUUAUAAUAUGCAUCAAGUAUGGCGCCGCAAAAGAUUUGGAUCCACCAAGGUGUUUAGCCAAUUAAAAGUACUAAGUCUCAGACAUUGUAGAAGGCUCACCGUCUGUCCAGAUUUUACGGGCAUGCCACGUAUUGAGGAAUUGAACUUUGAAGGUUGUUGGGCCUUGACUGAACUUCAUCCAUCCAUUUGGCGAUUGACCUCACUCCAAGUGCUUGACCUCAGAUAUUGUUUUAAAAUUAUAGCUUUGCCAUCACAACCGAGUGAUUCUAAGUCAUUGAAGCAGCCCUUGCUUGGCCGAUUAAAAGUCUUAAAUCUCUCUUUUUGUAAGAACCUUACCACCUGUCCAGAUUUUUCGUUCGUGCCAUAUAUAGAGGAAUUGGAUUUUACAAGGUGUGAGAAGUUGACUGAACUUCAUCCAUCUAUUUGGAAUCUCAAACGCCUAACUCGCUUGUCUUUGAGGGAUUGUAUAUCACUCGAAGAAGGGUUUGAACAAGUUUGGCAGCUGACGUCGCUCGAAAAACUUGACCUCAGUGAUUGCAAUAGGAUUACAUCACCGUCGAGGGAUUCCAGGUCAUUAAAUCAGCUCCUGGGCAAACUGAAAAUCCUACAUCUUAGUUAUUGUGGGAACCUCACCCUCUGUCCAAAUUUUACGGGGAUGGCUCAUCUCGAGAAAUUGGAUGUUGAAGGUUGCUGGAACUUGAAGGAACUCGAUCCAUCCAUUGGGCAUCUGAAGAGACUGACUCACUUGUCUUUGGAGGGAUGCAUCUCACUGAAGGAACUGCCUGUAGAGGUUUGGCAGUUGACAUCGCUUGAAGAGCUUAAGCUCACUUGUUGCUCCCAAAAUAUAGCUUUGCCAUCACAGUUGAAGCGUCCCAUGCUUGGCAAACUAAAAGCCCUAUAUCUCUUUGAUUGUCCAAACCUCACCAUAUCUCCAAACUUUACAAGCAUGCCACAUCUAAAGAAGUUGCAUUUUGAAGGUUGUGUUAAGUUGAUUCGACUUUGUCCAUCUAUUGGUCAUCUCAGGAGCUUGACUCACCUGUCUUUGAAGAAAUGCGAAUCACUAAAGGAACUGCCUAAAGAAGUUUGGCAGUUGACAUCGCUUGAGGAGCUUGACCUCAGUAUGUGCUAUGGAAUUUCAGCUUUGCCAUCACAGUCGAAGCAGCCCAUGCUUGGCAAAUUAAAAGUCAUGAGACUUUCUUCCUGCAAGAACCUUACAAUCUGUCCAGAUUUGACCUGCAUGCCACAUGUAGAGAAAUUGGAUUUUAGACAUUGCGAGAAGUUGACUGAACUUCAUCCAUCUAUUGGGCAUCUCAAGAGCUUGCAUCAUUUGAAUUUGGGAGGGUGUGGAUCACUAAACGAACUGCCUAAGGACGCUUGGCAAUCGACCUCACUCGAACAUCUUGACCUCCGUUAUUGUUGUAAAGUUGCGACUUUGCCGUCACAAUUGGGAAACUCAGGGCGACUGAAGCAGCUCUUGCUUGAUGGCACCGUCAUAACAGCUUUGCCUGAAUCCAUGAGACAGUUGGAACAACUGAAGCAUUUGUCUCUAAACAAUUGUUACUUGUUGAAAGAAAUACCUGAAUGGAUUCUUUCAUGUAUCAGUCUUGAAAAACUAGAAGCUGCAAAAUGUUUACGUCUUGCAUCUUUGCCCAACGCACUUGGCAACCUGAAGAGUUUGCGCUAUCUUAGUUUGAGUGGGACAGCUAUUGAAGAAUUACCGAGCUCCAUUCACUCACUAACGCAACUUACCCAUCUAUCAAUUGUUGGUUGCAAACGGCUUAAGUUCUUGCCUCAGUUACCCCGUUCUAUCCGCAGCGUUUAUGCAGCAGAUUGCUGUGAAAUGGAAGAGAUAGCAGAUGUUUCAGAGGCAAUUAAUUUAUGGGUUUUGGACCUAACCGGCUGCCAAAAGCUUGUGGAUGUUCCCGGUGUUGAGCAGUUGAGAGGUUUAAGGAAGCUGAAGCUUGGAGGAUGUAGAAGCCUUUCCGACUCUUUCAAAAGAAGAGUACAGGAGGCAGACUUUCCAAGUUUGGUGGAGGAGUUGACCAUCCCUGGCAGCAUGGAAGAAUCAUCAGAUGCACGAUCUCACUCAAGUAGUUGGCAUAUGGGAAGCUUGAGUUGGGCUGGAUCCCCUCCAUGGGGAGGAGGAUCCAAAUCCAUGUUAGGAAGAAAACUUUACUUUUGGAAUUAAUUUUUGGAGGUGGAGGGUGUUGUCCCACUUAUUUGCGGUAACAAGGGAGAUUGUUAGAGAGAUCCGCAUUUCUUGUUUGAGGUUUUUAUUUUUAACUUUUUUUCUGCUUUGUAAAGAUUGGAGCAAGAGACAAAAGGAUAAUUGUUGUGGAUAUAUAUAUCCCAACAAUUAUUAUUAUUAUUAUUUGGUGUAGUUUUUAUUUAUGUGGAAUAAAACUUUACCUCAA